This is a messenger RNA of Paraphaeosphaeria sporulosa, 875 nucleotides long. RefSeq lists its product as uncharacterized. Lineage: Eukaryota; Fungi; Ascomycota; Dothideomycetes; Pleosporales; Didymosphaeriaceae. The record is from RefSeq and is a predicted model, not a curated record. Gene Ontology annotation, biological process: carbohydrate metabolic process. Bases 364 to 543 code for a protein of 59 amino acids. Gene Ontology annotation, molecular function: hydrolase activity, hydrolyzing O-glycosyl compounds. The transcript has 2 exons.
UCGGGAUAUCCGAAUCAGCCGGAACUGCCGCAUUGCUAGUGCCACGCAUAUGCGCACCAUGACCAAAUCGCCAAACAUGUACAACGUGCACAGCCAGGCAGCCAUUUCCCCGCAUCGAGCUCACGCAGGAAAUGUGACAUACACAGCACGCUAUGUCUGAACAAUAUCCAACCUCAUUUGCAAGCCUCUUCCCCUCGUUGACUCUCGAGGAAAGAUAGCGCUUCUGAUACGACAAGAAUCCUCUACCGCAGCCGGUGCAACCCGCCUUUCUAUUCCACUUGUUCGGGUCGCCGACUCAAUAUACGGCAUUCGGCCUUAUGGUAUCGAAUCGUGCCUCACAACCGCUGUCUGUCCCAGCACAACAUGCUACGCGACCACCUGGGGCACUUCACUCCUCUAUCGCCUAGGAUAGGAACUCGCGCACAAGCAGUACUCAGUCCCAAGAUCAUCUGCCACCGCAAUCCGCCGGCUGAACACAACCUUGAGUGUUUCUCCGAGGACCCGUUGAUCUCGGGAAACUUGGCGGCUGCGAUUGUAAGGUGAAUACAGAGCGAGAGUGUUGGCGCGUGUACGAAGCAUUCUAUUGCGAAUGAUGUGAAGACGCUGAGGCGCUUUUAUUUUGUGACAGAGUUGAGGGAGGUGUAUCUUGCGGACUUGAAGAACCGAUGGACCAAGCGAACAGGUAAAAUAAGGUCGAAGGAAAAUUGUGUAGUGAGCAUGGGGAGCUCCAUUAGGAGCUUCUGCGGGGGGACAGGGGCUUCAAGGGCAUUGUCGUAUCAGCUCGGUUUGCAGUCUAUGACACGGUUGCGCCGAUCGCUGCUAGAUUGGACUUUGAAAUGCCGUUUCCCGUGUUUCGUGGAAGCCGGUUACUCGCC